Papaver somniferum (opium poppy) is the source of this 3223-nucleotide messenger RNA. RefSeq names its product probable LRR receptor-like serine/threonine-protein kinase At1g06840. Gene Ontology annotation, molecular function: ATP binding; protein binding; protein kinase activity. Gene Ontology annotation, biological process: protein phosphorylation. The record is from RefSeq and is a predicted model, not a curated record. NCBI's taxonomy places the organism in Eukaryota, Viridiplantae, Streptophyta, Magnoliopsida, Ranunculales, Papaveraceae. The coding region runs from base 119 to 3052 and encodes 977 amino acids. The transcript is spliced from 20 exons.
GUGGGAGAAUUAUAUUUCCACUAAUCCAUUUGCUCAGUUUUAACUAGUAUUUAUGAGGGAUGGAUCUUCUUCUUUAAAUUUAUUUUGGGUUUUUGGGAGUCGAAACAUAACAUAACAGAUGAUGAAGAUGAAUAUCAAGUGGUGUUUUAAAUUGGUGUCUGAAUCUGCAGGUGCUAAUAGUAAUACUAUCUCUCUGAUGGUUCUGUUGCUGUUGACUACUACUCUCUGUUCUAUCGGAGCACAGAUUACCAAUCCCAUUGAAGUGAAAGCAUUACUAGCAGUCAAGCAGAAUCUCAAGGGUCCAGGGAAUUUCUUGAAGAAAUGGAAUAACCAGACGGACCCAUGUACCUCCAAUUGGACUGGUGUGCUAUGCUUCAAUACUUUCUCUCCUGUCGAUGGCUAUCUACACGUUAGAGAACUGCAAUUGAUGCGUAUGAAUCUUACCGGAACCUUGUCACCUGAGCUUGGUCGAUUCCCUUACAUGGAAAUAAUGGAUUUUAUGUGGAACAAUAUUACUGGGAGUAUACCAAAGGAAAUCGGCAACGUUAAAUCGUUGAAGCUGCUUCUAUUGAACGGAAACAGAUUGACAGGUUCCUUACCGGAGGAACUUGGUGAUCUUUCAAAUUUGGACAGAAUUCAGAUAGACGAAAACUUCAUAUCAGGACCAUUGCCUAAAUCAUUUGCCAACUUGACCAAAACAAAGCACUUCCACAUGAACAAUAACUCAAUUAGUGGAUCAAUUCCACCAGAGCUUUCCAGACUAACUAGUCUUGUUCACUUCUUGCUUGACAAUAAUAAUUUAUCAGGGCCUCUACCACCAGAGUUAUCUAAGUUGCCUAACCUGACUAUUAUCCAGCUUGAUAACAACCAUUUUGAUGGGGGAAUUCCAGAUUCUUAUAGCAACAUGGCAAAGCUUUUGAAAAUGAGUCUUAGGAACUGCAGCUUAACAGGGCCAGUUCCUGACAUGAGCAGGAUACCAAACCUCGCCUAUAUAGAUCUCAGCUCAAACCAGCUUAAUGGGUCAAUACCUUCAAGUCGCCUCUCGGGCAAUAUGACCACAAUUGACUUAUCAAACAACCGACUGGAGGGGAAUAUUCCUGACAGUUUUUCUGGGCUUCCUCGUCUACAGAAACUGUCACUGGGGAAUAAUUUUUUGAAUGGUACCCUUUCAUCCAUCAUUUGGAGCAACAGGACAUUCAAUGCAACCGAAAAACUUAUCUUAGAUUUUCAAAACAACUCGCUUUCAGAUAUUUCAAGCAUCAUUUCUCCCCCUGAGAAUGUCAACAUCAGGCUUCGAGGAAAUCCUGUAUGUAUGUCUGCCAACCAACUGAUCAACACAGUUGAUUUCUGCGGGUCUCCGACUGAAGACAAUGAUACACCCGAAGGUCCCGAACCAUCAAUACCAUCUAUCUGUACUCUGACAUGUCCUAUAGACAAACAAAGAGUCACUGCAUCCCCUGGGAUUUGUUUUUGUGCCGUGCCUCUAAAAGUUGAAUAUCGUCUGAAAAGUCCUGGGUUCUCAGAUUAUCCUCCAUACAGGGAUGACUUUAAUGUCUAUCUUUCUUCUGUUCUUAGCUUGGAACUCUAUCAGCUAUCUGUAUUUUCGAUUGCAUGGGAGAAAGGGCCUCGUCUGAAAAUGCACUUGAACUUGUUUCCGAAUCGCGCUGAUAUUAUUUUUAACGAAAGCGAGAUUAAACGAAUCAAGGGUCUGUUCACAAGCUGGAAGAUCCGCAACAGUGACAUUUUUGGCCCGUAUGAACUGCUGGUUUUCGGAAGAGAUGCGGACAUAAAAUCAAAUUUGGGGUUAAGCAAGGGUGCAUUGGCUGGAAUUAUACUAGGAGUCAUUGCUGGAGCAGUUACGUCAACUGCACUGGUUUCAAUUUUUAUUGCGAGAAGAUAUAUGAAAAACUAUUAUCGCGUAAUGUCAAAAAAACAUCAAUUGUCCAAGAGGAUUUCAAUCAAAGUUGACGGUGUUAAAGGGUUUACUUUCGAAGAAAUGGCUUUGGCGACUUACAACUUUGACAGCUCUACUCAGGUUGGUCAAGGAGGUUAUGGUAAGGUAUAUAAAGGAGUUCUAUCUGACGGAUCAUUUGUGGCCAUUAAGCGUGCACAAGAGGGGUCAUUUCAAGGGGACAAAGAAUUUUAUAACGAAAUUGAGCUUUUAUCAAGGGUUCACCAUCGGAAUCUAGUUUCUUUGAUUGGAUGUUGCGAUGAAGAAGGCGAACAGAUGUUGGUUUACGAGUUCAUGUCAGGUGGAACACUAAGAGAUCACCUUUCUGCAAAAUCAAAAGCACCAUUAAGUUUUGCAAUGAGACUGCGAAUAGCUACAGAUUCAGCAAAAGGUAUCCUUUACCUACACACGGAGGCAGACCCCCCAAUAUUCCACCGAGACGUCAAAUCCAGCAACAUACUGAUUGGUCCCAGAUUUAGAGGGAAGGUUGCUGAUUUUGGACUCUCACGUCUUGCACCAGUUCCAGAUAUUGAAGGAAAGACUCCUGGGCAUGUAUCCACCAUUGUAAAGGGCACUCCUGGUUACCUCGAUCCAGAGUACUUCCUUACGUACAAGUUGACAGACAAAAGUGACGUCUACAGCCUAGGGGUUGUGUUUCUAGAGAUUUUAACAGGGAGGUUACCAAUCCAGAAUGGUAAAAACAUUGUUCGUGAGGUUACUGGGGAAUAUAAUUCUGGUACGAUCUUCUCAAUCAUAGAUGAAAAAAUGGGAUCGUAUCCUUCUAAGUGUAUUCAGAAGUUUGUAACGUUGGCUCUACAGUGUUGCCAAGAAGAUACAGAUGCUCGACCUUCGAUGGCACAGAUCGUGAAGGAACUGGACAAUAUUUUAUACAUGAUGCCAGAGUCUGACAUCAGCAUAGCUGUCUCCACAGACCACGGUAUAGAUGAUUCGGAAGUAUCAAUGACGAUUACGACGACGACACCACCGUCAUCAUCAUCAGUGUCAGUGAAUAAUAUGAAUUGGGAUCUGAAUGUGUCAUCAGAGUAUAUCUCCAGCAGCGAUCUCGUCAGUGGUGUAGUUCCAACCAUUGCACCUAGGUAAUAAAAAUUCAAGCAGAAGCAUCUCCACCGUGAGUAAUGAAAUGGCUCAGGAUUAAAUAGUUAUAAUCUACUUAGUUCCAGCUCUCAUUUUUGUGCAUAAACAUUUGUUCAUAUGUACAGUCAUUCGCUUUAUAGAGGUUUAAUUUUAGUGAAGGUAAAUGAUUCAAAUCAA